UUGAAAAUAAUUGACAUUUGGUUUGUUGUUGAUUUUUUUCUGACACAAUGGCGACCCCUGCAAGAAACAUUUGAUUGAGAACAUUUUAUUUUUAGUAAAAAGCCCUUAAAAAAAGAAAAAAGCUAUAAUAAUAAAUAUAAUAAAUAAAAUAUAAAAAGGGAAUUGCAAUAAAAUGUCUACUACCACAGCGGGACAAUGGGUAAAAUUUUUUAAUGCUUCCGGCAUACCCUCACCGGCUGCAGCCACCUAUGCUCAUAUAUUUGUAGAGAACCGCAUACAAGUUGAUAUGUUAAUGGAUUUAAACAAGGAAUAUUUAAGAGAAAUGGGCAUUACUUUAAUGGGAGAUAUAAUAGCCAUAUUAAGGCAUGCUAAAACGGUGUGUGAUCAAACGGCCCGGGAAAAAGUAUUAAGCUGUGAGACACCCGUACCCAUAGCAGCGGUGCCGGCAAAUCCGGCAACACCUUUGGAGAAAAAAAUUCGUUUAAAAUCCACAGCUUCAGUAGCUUCUAGCAGCUCAGCAGCUGUAGUGGCACCUUUACCGGCUGUCAAACCACGACGUGUUUUACCCGAACAUGAGGGUAAAUACAAAAUCAAAUUGCCUUCCGGCACCACCGAGCGCAGUAAACAAAUUUUGGCCAAACAAGCUAAAUUAUAUUCCGACAGAGAGGCGUCUAAGGAAAAAUCGGAUAUUUUUAAACGUUUGGCUAAGAAUUCUAAAGAUACUAUUGUAUUAGAGGAUAAUAAUGAUUCUUCUUCGGUUGAUAGUUUAGAUAAUGUCAAAAUGAGAAUUACGGGUGUAGGCAGCAGGUCUUUACAGACAUCUUCCUCGAUAUUUUCUAGGCUGGGCGGUAAGGCUAGUGAUGAGGCUAUAGUAUCGAAACAAAUUAAACCUAUUUUGAAAAAUACCGCUAAAAAUCGCCUGUCAACUAUUGUUAAAGCUAAAACGGUUGUGGCGCCCACAAUUGUUAAGCCCAUUAAACAAAAAGUUAUCUUAGUGAAAAAAGUACCGCUUAAAAAAGAAAGUGAUGAAGAUGAAAGUAUGGCUUCCUCUGCCGAUGAUGAUAUGUAUGAUGAUAUGGAUAUAUCGGGUGGUAGUGAAAAAUUUGUCAAAUUUGCCUCUACAGCCGAAGUAAGAGAAAUAGCUCCCCGCCGUUAUAGUUCACCCACAAGAAAAACUUUUAAGCCACGACAAGAUUUUAUAAAAGAAAAGCCGGCUGGUGUUAAGGCACGCCUGGGUUUGAAUGCCAAACUACACAGCACCAAAAAAUCUCUUAAUCUUAAGGCAUCACCACCCUCCAAAUUGAAAACUCUAUCAAAAAUGAAAGCCGAUGAGGUAAUACAACGCCAUGACUUGCCAGUACACAAACGUUUGGGUAAAUCCUCUCCAUCUACUACAAAAUCAUCAUCUGCCUCUUCCUCUAGUAGUUCUAAUGUUUCAAACAUAUCAAAACGUUUGGGUAGAGUUAAUAUUGAAAAAUCUUCACCGAAAACGUCAAAAACAGCUUCAGUUUUUGACAGAUUAGGUUAUAGUAGUUAAAUUUAACGCCACAACAACAACAACUUUAAAACUUUAUUUUUCUGUAAUGCAUCUACGUCUACUUCUUAAAUGCUCAUCAUUUCUAAUUUUAAACAAUUUCAUUUAACCAUAAUUCAAACAUCUGCUUAAUUUUGUUACCUUUUGCUGCUUAAGGUAAGACUUUUUAUGUUUAAUUUUUUUUCUAAUUUAAGUAAGAAACCUUAAAAAUUUAGUAGUAAUAAAUAAAACUAACUAACAACCAUAACUUUUACUUUAUUUUAUGCAAAAUUUCAUUUUAUUAUAAAUUUUUUAAAACAAUUACUUGUGCUUUAUUAAGUUAUAUCAAUAAAU
Molecule: messenger RNA, 1867 nt
Organism: Lucilia sericata (common green bottle fly)
Lineage: Eukaryota; Metazoa; Arthropoda; Insecta; Diptera; Calliphoridae
Exons: 7
Coding region: 173-1537 (454 amino acids)
Cellular component (GO): nucleus
Molecular function (GO): protein binding
Source: RefSeq, a predicted model, not a curated record